Messenger RNA from Puma concolor (puma), 1605 nucleotides. It is a transcript of the gene ALDH6A1, whose product is annotated as aldehyde dehydrogenase 6 family member A1. Gene Ontology annotation, molecular function: methylmalonate-semialdehyde dehydrogenase (acylating, NAD+) activity. Gene Ontology annotation, biological process: L-valine catabolic process; thymine catabolic process. The record is from RefSeq and is a predicted model, not a curated record. NCBI's taxonomy places the organism in Eukaryota, Metazoa, Chordata, Mammalia, Carnivora, Felidae. Gene Ontology annotation, cellular component: mitochondrion.
AUGGCGGCGGCGGUGGCGGCGGCGGCAGCAGUGCGGACCCGGAUCCUGCAGGUCUCUUCCAAGGUGAAUUCCACUUGGUAUCCAGCAUCCUCCUUUUCUUCUUCAGUGCCAACUGUAAAGCUCUUCAUUGAUGGGAAAUUUGUUGAAUCCAAAAGUGACAAAUGGAUUGACAUCCACAACCCAGCCACCAAUGAGGUCAUUGGUCAUGUUCCUCUGGCCACCAAGGCCGAAAUGGACACGGCUGUUGCUUCCUGCAAACGUGCUUUUCCCGCAUGGGCGGACACUUCAGUAUUAAGCCGCCAGCAGAUCCUGCUCCGCUAUCAACAACUCAUUAAAGAAAACUUGAAAGAAAUCGCCAAGUUAAUCACGUUGGAACAAGGGAAGACCCUUGCUGAUGCUGAAGGAGAUGUAUUCCGAGGCCUUCAGGUGGUUGAGCAUGCCUGCAGUGUAACAUCCCUCCUGCUGGGAGAGACUAUGCCAUCCAUCACCAAAGACAUGGACCUUUAUUCCUACCGUCUGCCUCUGGGGGUGUGUGCAGGCAUUGCUCCAUUCAAUUUUCCUGCCAUGAUCCCCCUGUGGAUGUUUCCAAUGGCCAUAGUGUGUGGAAAUACCUUCCUACUGAAACCAUCAGAGCGAGUUCCUGGAGCAAGCAUGCUUCUUGCUAAGUUGUUCCAGGACUCUGGUGCCCCAGAUGGAACACUAAAUAUCAUCCAUGGACAACAUGAAGCUGUAAACUUUAUUUGUGAUCAUCCGGAUAUCAAAGCAAUCAGCUUUGUGGGAUCCAACCAGGCAGGAGAGUACAUCUUCGAGAGAGGGUCAAGACAUGGCAAGAGAGUUCAAGCCAAUAUGGGAGCCAAGAACCAUGGAGUAGUCAUGCCAGAUGCCAAUAAGGAGAAUACCCUGAACCAGCUGGUUGGGGCAGCCUUUGGAGCUGCUGGUCAGCGCUGCAUGGCUCUUUCCACAGCAAUCCUUGUAGGAGAAGCUAAGAAGUGGCUGCCAGAGCUGGUGGAGCGUGCCAAAAACCUGAGAGUCAAUGCAGGAGACCAGCCUGGAGCUGAUCUUGGCCCUCUGAUCACCCCCCAGGCCAAAGAGCGAGUCUGUAAUCUGAUUGAUAGUGGAACAAAGGAGGGAGCUUCUAUCCUCCUUGAUGGUCGAAAAAUUAAAGUGAAAGGCUAUGAAAAUGGCAACUUUGUUGGACCAACCAUCAUCUCAAAUGUCAAGCCAACUAUGACCUGUUACAAAGAGGAGAUUUUUGGUCCAGUUCUUGUGGUUCUGGAGACAGACACUUUGGAUGAAGCCAUCAAGAUUGUAAAUGACAAUCCAUAUGGAAAUGGAACCGCCAUCUUCACCACCAAUGGAGCCACUGCUCGGAAAUAUUCCCACCUGGUGGAUGUUGGACAGGUGGGGGUAAAUGUCCCUAUUCCAGUGCCUUUGCCAAUGUUCUCAUUCACCGGUUCUCGAUCUUCCUUCAGAGGAGACACCAAUUUCUAUGGCAAACAGGGCAUCCAAUUCUACACUCAGCUAAAAACCAUCACUUCUCAGUGGAAAGAAGAAGAUGCUACUCUUUCCUCACCUGCCGUAGUCAUGCCUACCAUGGGCCGUUAG